Molecule: messenger RNA, 883 nt
Organism: Metopolophium dirhodum (rose-grain aphid)
Lineage: Eukaryota; Metazoa; Arthropoda; Insecta; Hemiptera; Aphididae
Exons: 2
Coding region: 342-782 (146 amino acids)
Source: RefSeq, a predicted model, not a curated record
GAUCUAAGGCAUGCAGGUAGGCAACAGCAUCCGUCUUUUUUUGUUAUACAUAGUUCAAAAGAACGACACUAAAAGCGCUUAAUGUGGCUUUUUGUUUUCAACGAGUCGCUUAUCUCUAGUUAAAUAGUUUCCUUAUCAUAAUAUAUUAAUAUCUAUAAAAAAAAAAAUAGUAUCUUCAAACCUACGGUGUGCUUUCAACAAUAUAUUUCGUCAGUAAUCAGUAUAAUUAUAACUAUUACGAGUGUUUGUACUUUACUUUUAGUACAAAAUACAGAAGUCACUACUCGGAAAUAACUGAAAAAUAUUAUUGGACUAUUUAAAUCUAUACUAAAGUAGGCGCCAUGAGUAGCCAGAAAGGGAAUGCAGCACGCAUUCGACCACAAAAACAUCAAAAUCGGUUUGCGUUCAAAAAUAACCUCCACGACACAAAUGUACGUACCAAACGUAUGAAUUCCAUACAAGUUCACAGUGUUUGCCCUAGAUGUAAAGACAUAUUGGAAUGGAAGAUCAAGUACAAAAAAUAUAAGAUGCUGAAAGCAGCCAAGAACUGCAACAAAUGUCAUAAUAAGACUGUCAAAGAAGCUUACCACACCAUGUGCCAUCAAUGUUCAAGCACCUUGGAAUUAUGUCCCAAGUGUGCAGUACCGAGGAUCGAAUGGGCUAAAGAUGAUCAGAAAACAACAUCUGAAAACGGAGGUGAUGACAAAAAUGAUUUAGAAAACAGUGAUGAUGAAAACAAUGAUUCAGGAAGUGAUGCUAGCAGUAAUCUGUCCCCUAGUUGACCUGUGUAUAUUAUAGUUGUUAUAUCUAACUCAUUCCCAUUAUUGUUUCAUUAUUUCAAUUGGUUCGAUUAAAACUUACUUAGCAGUAAAGUAUUUACAUA